This is a messenger RNA of Pelobates fuscus (common spadefoot toad), 4291 nucleotides long. RefSeq names its product O-GlcNAcase (gene OGA). Gene Ontology annotation, biological process: glycoprotein metabolic process. The transcript has 17 exons. Bases 312 to 3068 code for a protein of 918 amino acids. The record is from RefSeq and is a predicted model, not a curated record. Gene Ontology annotation, molecular function: beta-N-acetylglucosaminidase activity. NCBI's taxonomy places the organism in Eukaryota, Metazoa, Chordata, Amphibia, Anura, Pelobatidae.
GCGCGGUGAGAAGUAAACAGAGCUAGUCCCGGUUUAGCCGCAUCUCAGAGCGCGCUCGGCGGACGGAUACACGGCUCCAGGAUACCGGGCGCAGUGCACCCCCAGGGCCCCGCCCCCUCCGCUCGGCCCCGCCCCCUGUCCGCCAGCCGCGCCGCUCCUUGUUCUCCCAGGCCGUGGUGACCGGUUCCAUCCGGCUUGUGGCGCAUGCGCACUGACCCUCCCACAGGAAGCGCUGACAGGCCGCAGCUCUCCCCCCAGCCCCCAGCUCUCCGCCCCGAGCUCCCCCGGUGUGUGUGUCCCAGGCAGGCAGGAUGGUGCAGAAGGAGGGCCAGGCCCCGGCUGCCGUCACCGAGACAGACAAGGAAAGCAACCCCAACACACUGAGCCCGGAGCUGGCCCACCAGAUCCCCCCCGGGGGGGACACCGCCAGCAACAGGAGGUUCCUCUGCGGAGUGGUGGAGGGGUUUUAUGGGAGGCCAUGGACCAUGGAACAAAGGAAAGAACUCUUUAGAAGGCUUCAGAAGUGGGGUCUGAAUACAUACCUGUAUGCACCAAAAGAUGAUUACAAGCAUAGGAUGUUUUGGAGAGAAAUGUACUCUGUGGAAGAAGCUGAUCAGCUUAUGACCCUUAUAUCAGCUGCGCAAGAAUAUGGGAUUGAGUUUAUUUAUGCCAUAUCACCAGGUCUUGACAUAACAUUUUCCAACCCAAAAGAAGUAUCCACAUUAAAACGCAAGCUAGACCAGGUUACCCAGUUUGGAUGCAAAUCAUUUGCUCUUUUGUUUGAUGAUAUUGAUCACAACAUGUGUCCAGCAGACAAAGAAGUUUUCAGUUCUUUUGCUCAUGCACAAGUUGCAAUAACAAAUGAGAUUUAUCAAUACUUGAAUGAACCAGAAACCUUUUUGUUCUGUCCAACAGAAUAUUGUGGAACCUUUUGCUACCCAAAUGUGGCGCAAUCCCCCUAUCUAAAAACUGUUGGAGAGAAGUUGCUCCCUGGCAUAGAAGUUCUUUGGACAGGACCUAAAGUUGUUUCCAAAGACAUUCCUGUCGAAUCUAUUGAAGAAGUUUCCAAAAUUCUUAAGCGAGCUCCACUGAUUUGGGAUAAUAUACAUGCCAAUGAUUAUGACCAGAAGAGGCUCUUUCUUGGACCUUACAAAGGGCGAUCUACUGAGCUCAUCCCCCGGCUUCAAGGAGUCUUGACAAACCCAAACUGUGAAUUUGAAUCAAAUUAUGUUGCAAUUCACACCUUGGCUACUUGGUAUAAGUCAAACAUGAAUGGUGUAAGAAAAGAUGUGGUUAUGACGGAUAGUGAAGACAGCACUGUGUCAAUCCAGAUUAAGUUAGAGAAUGAAGGCAGUGAUGAAGACAUUGAAACUGAUGUUUUAUACAGCCCACAAAUGGCUCUGAAAAUGGCACUUACAGACUGGCUGCAAGAAUUUGGUGUACCUCUUCAAUAUAGCAGCAGACAAAUAUCACACAGCGGAGCUAAAUCAAGUGUUGUUGGGAUACCACCUCUUGUUUCUGCACCAGGCCUUCAUGCAUCAACUACCGUUACGACUGUUUACCAGCAGCCCAUUAUGAGUCAGGGGGCUACAUUGAGUGUGGACCCACCAAUGCUGGCCAAGGAAGAGGAGAAAAAGCAGCUAGAAGAGGAGCCUAUGGACAUGGUAGUUGAAAAGCUAGAGGAAGCAAACAAGAAUGGUAAUCAAAUCUUAACAGACAUUGCUGAAGCCAAAAUGUCAGAGGAAUUGAAACCAAUGGACACCGACAAAGAAAGCUUGGUGGAAACCAAGUCUUCAGAGUCCUGCAUGCAGGAAGAUGUGGGAAAUGACAUAGCUCCUAUGCAGACAGAUGAACAAAUCAAUAAGGAGCAGUUUAUCCCUGGUCCAAAUGAGAAACCUCUCUAUACUGCAGAAGCGGUGACUCUGGAUGAUUUGCAGCUACUUGCCGAUCUUUUUUACUUGCCUUAUGAACAUGGACCAAAAGGAGUGCAGAUGUUGAAGGAGUUUCACUGGCUUCGAGCGAAUAGCAGUGUUGUUAGUGUUAACUCUGCUGGCAAGGACUCUGAGAAAAAUCCAGCCGAACACUUGGAUGAGGAAAUCACAUUGUCUCUUGACUGCUGUAUGGUCAAUGAAUGGAGAUCCCGUGCAGCUAAAUUCGAAGAAAUGUGUAACAUCGUGAUGACCAUGUUUACACGCCUGUCCAACUGCCCAAACAGGACCAUUCUCUAUGACUUGUACUCCUAUGUCUGGGACAUCAAAAGCAUCAUCUCAAUGGUGAAAUCGUUUGUACAGUGGCUUGGGUGUCGUAGUCAAUCUUCAACACAGUUCUUAAGUGGAGACCAAGAACCCUGGGCCUUUAGAGGAGGUCUAGCAGGAGAGUUCCAGCGUUUGCUUCCUAUUGAAGGAGCAAAUGAUCUCUUUUUUCAACCACCUCCCUUGACACCUACAUCCAAAGUCUACACCAUUCGGCCUUAUUAUCCAAAAGAUGAGGCUUCUGUUUACAAGAUCUGUAGAGAAAUGUAUGAUGAUGCUAUGGAUGAUCUUCCAUUUGAAAGUCAGCCUGACCUAAUAGGAGACAAGUUGGUUGGUGGCCUGCUCUCCCACAGUCUAGAUUACUGUUUUGUUUUAGAAGAUGAAGAUGGUAUAUGUGGAUAUGCUGUAGGCACAGUCGAUGUUGCACCGUAUCUUACAAAAUGCAAACAUUCCUGGAUUCCUUUUAUGCAGGAAAAAUAUACAAAACCAAAAUGUGACAAGGAACUCUCAGCGGCAGAGAAAAUUAUGCUGAGUUUUCACGAAGAGCAGGACAUUUUGCCAGAUACAUUCCUUGCCAACUUUCCUUCACUAAUAAAAGUGGACAUUCACAAAAAAGUCACAGACCCAAGUGUGGCCAAAGGAAUGAUGGCGUGCCUCCUAUCCUCUCUGAAAGCUAAUGGAUCUCGAGGUGCAUUUUGUGAAGUGCGGCCUGACGACAAGAGAAUCUUGGAUUUCUACAGCAAACUGGGCUGCUUUGAAAUUGCCAAGAUGGAAGGAUUUCCAAAGGAUAUUGUUAUUCUCGGAAGGACCCUCUGAAUAUUUCAAAAUCUGGAUUUUUUUUCUAAAAGUUUGAAUGCUAGUUAAAUUGGUUAUAAUAUUUUGUAAUAUUAUGUAUGACUGCAUAUCUUACCAUCUGGUAGUUUUGGUUAAACUCCUAUGCAUAAGACGUCAAGAUAAUACUGCUUAUAAAACACAAAAAGCAAAGGUUUUAAGACAAAGAAAUGGUUAAGGCUUUUAUGAGAUGCUACCGGUAACUUGCAUGGGCUCCCGCCUUGGAGGAAUGUCUACUCCAGGUUAACACAGAGAAGGAAAUGUGCCUGGUUGUUUUAAGUAUAGUUUUUGAUUUACGAGACUAUUUGAUGUUUCAUCACUUUGUCAUACAUUUAAACGUUUGAGCGGCAUGGGCAUAUUGGGCAAUGCUUUGCUUACAAUUGUUAGCCUUUAAAAGGUUAAAUAUUCAAGUCGUCUGUUUAAAAUAUUCAUGAACCAACUUCUUAUUGUACAUGUCAAUAAGGUGAUUUUCGAUUAUUUUUUUUCCCCUCCUCUUCCCUUUUAUAUUUUCUCCCAACCCAGAAAAAGUGACAGGUGUAGCACUACAUAUGGGCCAUGAGAAUUACCUGUGGCCUGCAGUUAAAAGGCUUAUUGGAGCCUAGUAAGCAUUCAGGGCCAGCCCUGGUGUGACAAUGGAGGCAAACCCUUCCUGUAAAUGUUUAAUGUAUGUACAGUUCUUGUGUUUACCAUUUUUUUUGUAUUUUAUUUCUUUUGUUAUUUCUUUAUAAACGUUUUGACCAAGCAUGGUUCUUACAGAAUAAUAGUUUAAAUAAAAUAAUAUAGCCCUUUGGUGCUCUGAGGGUUAAACCUGCCUAUAUUUUCUGUUUACAUUGUGCCUCCUGUGAGGUAAUGCUUCAAGCAGAAGGUCUAUAUGUCUAUAUAUUUCAAUCCUUAUUGUGUUCAUUUGUGGUCUGUGAUGUUUUUGGUUUUUAUGUGCCAAGAACUUUUUCGUAAUUAUUAUUAAUUGUACGCUGUUCAUUUUUAAGGAUUAACACAUUUUUUUUUCCCAUUUUUUUUUUUUUAAACCAUUUUAGUGUUUUUAGUACUUGCAACAUUUCUAUGCUUUUCCUUGUAGAUGCACUUACAUUUUCCAUGCUAUAGAAUUGUCUGGCUACUUGAGACUUGUGGUGGCCAAGAUAAAUGUUGUUCUUGGUUAUACUCUGCCCACCCAAAUCCCUUUAAAAAUAAAAAAAUAAAAAAUAAAAAAA